This is a messenger RNA of Neopelma chrysocephalum (saffron-crested tyrant-manakin), 709 nucleotides long. Its product is annotated as protein SCO2 homolog, mitochondrial-like. Gene Ontology annotation, biological process: mitochondrial respiratory chain complex IV assembly. The transcript has a single exon. The record is from RefSeq and is a predicted model, not a curated record. NCBI's taxonomy places the organism in Eukaryota, Metazoa, Chordata, Aves, Passeriformes, Pipridae. The annotation marks the transcript as partial.
CCAGCGUCCCCCCUGAUCGCCCCGAGCCCCCCCCGGCUGCCGCUGUGGCAGCGUGCGGCGGUGGCGGGGGCGGUGGCGGGGCUGGCCGGGGCAGGGUGGCUGUACCUGCGGCGGGAGAAGGAGCGGCGGCAGCGCCAGCGGCGGCUCCGGGACCUGCGGGCGCUGGCGCUGGGUCAGGCCGACUUCCAGCUGCACGACACCUCCGGGACCCCCCGCUCCCGCGCCGACCUGCUGGGCCGCUGGGUCCUGCUGUACUUCGGCUUCACGCACUGCCCGGACGUGUGCCCCGAGGAGCUGGAGAAGCUGUGCCGGGCCGUGGAGCUGCUGGAGGCGGUGCCGGGGCUGCCGCCGGUGCAGCCGCUGUUCAUCACGGUGGACCCGGCGCGGGACGACGCGGCGGCGCUGGGGCGGUACCUGCGCGACUUCCACCCGCGGCUGCAGGGCCUCACCGGCACCCAGGAGCAGGUCCGGGCGGCCGCCGGGGCUUUCCGGGUGUACGUGAGCGCCGGGCCCCCCGACCCCGACGGGGACUACGUGGUGGACCACUCGGUGCUCACCUUCCUGCUGGACCCCGACGGGCUGGUCCGGGACUGCUACGGGCGCUCCCGCACGGCCGAGGAGCUGGCCAAGAGCGUCAGGGGGCACAUGGAGACCUACGAGCCGCUGCCCACCCCCGGGUGACCGGGAAUAAAGGGCGGGGGGAACCCCC